UCCCCUAGUCGAUAACGGGAAAACCCAUUCACAUAAUGUAACUUUAUAUAUACGCGACCGUAUUUGUGGAAAGAGAAAUCCAACAUGCCGACCGUCUGCGAGGAAUCGGGGGCUUCGUCCUCUGGAUACGAUUCUACACUCGAUCUGAAAACCAAACUUUUAUCCCAGGAAUAUACUCACGAGAAAUGCUCGUGUCACGAGUUCACUCCCAGUGGCAGAUUGUUCGGGAGAACACGUUCAUUAGACCCCGAUCUUUUAAACAGAUGUGCCGAGUGUCAGAAAGAAAAGACUAGAGCAAAGCUCGUUCGUUAUGAGAAAAUUCCGGAAGAUGUGGAUGGGGGCCGUGUUCAGGUUGGUGGGGAUCCUCUGGGAGGAACGAGGGUGGUGGAUAACCGAAUGGGAGGGACCAUGCUGGUCAGUGACCCAGAUAUAGAGGUGAAACAGAAUCUUCUAAACACGGACAAUGAACAAGAUGAUAACAUUAUAAAUAACAAGAAAAAGGAAAACCCCGGGGACUGUGACCUAGAAAAAGGGUCUGGCCCCCCGGCGAGGAAACCUUGGACACGGAGGAAACUGACUCUAAAAAUAACUAUAGGUUUAAUUGUGAUUGCAUUAGCUAUAGCAGGAGUCGUUCUCGGCGUAAUCAACAGACCACCAAAGGGUGACGGCCCGCCAGUCAGUCAGCAGUUACAUCUGAAGUCAACCCCAUUACCUGUUACAGAAUUCCACACUCAUUCCCCGCUGAGGAACUGCACGUUGGUGAUGGAGCUGAAUAAGAACGAUAUUCCAGUUCUUAUUCCAGUGGGAUCCCAAGACUUCCAGACUUACACCGUUCCAUGGAGGCCCCAUUCCACAGUCUCGGCAAGCAACGCCAUCUUGUAUUCACCGGAAACUCUGACAUUUAAUGCCACGAGGGCCGGACAGUUCUCUGUGCACAUCGAUGUUCACAUUGACACAAACUUCUGGAUUGAGGAGAAACAUCUCCAAAAGACAUUUUCUUCCGUACUUUGCAUUCAUUACCCUAUAAAAACUUUAGACUCUAAGAAAUGUAUCACCAAUAAAUACAUUACACGAACUGUGAGUACACAGCAGCUACACAAGGAGGUGUUCUUGGAGAGGGGGGAGAGUUUCUACGUGACUAUUGGAGUGACUAAUCUGGACAUGAUUUACCACCUUAAAACAGACAAAAACAACCUGAUUGAAAUAACCUCUAAGAAAUGCUAGUCGAUGUAGAAUAUUGUGAUAUUGUUAUUUUUAUUUGAUGUAUAGUUUUGUAUAUAGAAAUAUUUGUUACGUUUUUAAUAAAACAAUCAUUUUCACUAAAA
Magallana angulata is the source of this 1325-nucleotide messenger RNA. RefSeq lists its product as uncharacterized. Lineage: Eukaryota; Metazoa; Mollusca; Bivalvia; Ostreida; Ostreidae. The record is from RefSeq and is a predicted model, not a curated record. Bases 85 to 1224 code for a protein of 379 amino acids. The transcript is spliced from 4 exons.